AAUUUAAUUAAUGUUAUUUUAACAGCGAUUACACACACAACACCUGAGCUGUAAAGUACUGUACAGGAUCCUGACUGUCUGUCCGGAGUAUCUGGAUUCAAGGCCGUUCAUACAUCCAGGAAGAGCAAGGGUUAUAUCUAUUAUAUUAUAUAUCCAGGAAAUUCUUGCAACUUCUGAGAACAGGUACACUAUAAAACCUGUCAAUGCGCAGCAACUAUAGAUUGCAUCCUCUGACACCAACAUGCAGCUGCUGCAGAAGGCUCUCAGAGCUCCAAGCAGAAAUUAUGUUGGAGCUGGAGAAGUUGCUGUCUAUUACUUAAUGAGGUUCUAUUUUCUCUCUAUCUCCCACUCUCGAUUGCUCUUUGUGGUCAGCAAAGACCAUAGGCAAUCCCCACAGCAACCGUUCUGACAGACUCAUUUGCCUCCCAUCACUCUCCAUCACGGAAACCAUGCAGAAAACAUCCCACACCGAUACUCCAAACCACACUGAGAAUAUCAUAUGACCGCUGGUGCAGACUUUGGACAACUACUGCCAGAAACCUGGCAAACCAGAGGCUCUACCAAAACAGACCGUGGUCCCCUCAACCUAUAAAAGGAUUUGCCAAGACAUACGUCAGCUCAGCAUGCGUCAGAAUCACCAUGAAUAUCAAGCUGAUAAAUCACAAGGAUGGAAUCAAGUGCUCAGCAUU
This is a messenger RNA of Coccomyxa subellipsoidea C-169, 689 nucleotides long. RefSeq lists its product as hypothetical. The transcript has a single exon. Bases 242 to 409 code for a protein of 55 amino acids. The record is from RefSeq and is a predicted model, not a curated record. NCBI's taxonomy places the organism in Eukaryota, Viridiplantae, Chlorophyta, Trebouxiophyceae, Coccomyxaceae.